Messenger RNA from Spirometra erinaceieuropaei, 6632 nucleotides. The record is from the annotation of a GenBank genome assembly. NCBI's taxonomy places the organism in Eukaryota, Metazoa, Platyhelminthes, Cestoda, Diphyllobothriidea, Diphyllobothriidae.
AUGGGUAACUGGAUCUAUCUCUAUGCCAUUCCAAACGCGGCCUUCAUUAUUCACACCGUGAGCGUUCUGACUUAUUUUUUUACCUGAUCUGUGUUUCUGCCUGUCACAUUCAAUAUCCUUCCCCUUUAAAGAUGUUUUAGGGAGCGCAUUACAUGUUUAUCUGUCCACAAAGAACGUCGGCUGUGAACUCUUUUUAACAUCUAGUUGACGGUAGGCACAUCUGAACAUAAAUAGAGUGGCUAAGAUCGACAGCACUAUCUAGUUUCGCAUGAAAGCAUCAUACAUUUUUAUGUUAGUCGGUGGCUACGGCUUUUCAUUGUACCCGUUCCUUUUAUGUCUUUUGAUUUUACCAAUGUAUUCGUGACCAGUGAUUCGUUCAUACGAGCCAUAUUUUACGAACGAUUUAUAUGAUGGAAACAGACACUAGAAUUAAGUGCUCUAAGAACUGGGAAUUGUCAUCUUACCUGUCAUAUUGGGCUGUGGUCGAUUUCGCAUAGUAAACACUAGGAAGAUUGGGAAUCUGAAAUAAAUCUAGCUUUACGAAGAGACUGGGUUGCUGGAGAAAUUUAGACGCAUGAAUUGAAUUGUAAAUUGGGAGAUUUACAAAUUCAAAUAAUAAGUCGGAUUAUGUACCGAAACAAAUUUUCUCUUUAAACUUACGGCCGUGAAUAUUUUCGCUAUUCUCUGUUCUAUCAAUACGUAAGUACAGUUUAGGAACAGUGGUUAAUGGAGUUCGCACGAAUUUUCAGGACUCACUGUCCAGGAUUUAAAGAACAUAAAAUUUAAAACCGAUUUUCUAACAUCGAUAGUGCGGAUUCACUCAUCUAAAAGAUCGUUCGCACAAUUUUUGUCCCGAUGAGACUACUUAAGAAUCUCGCAUCAGUAGACAGUUCAUUUCCAGAUAGAAUGUGCCCUAUUAACUACAUACGCUGGCAAAUGCUAGGCGAAUGCGUUCACUACCUGACGCCGGUGUUGUCUCAACCGACCCGAAAAGACGAAAAUAUAAAAUUAAAAAGUUUUCACAGCCGAUGACAAAUUUAGUUACUUGCUCCAACGCCCAUGAAGGCUUGAACGCGAAAUUUUCGUGGAUGACCUCCCUAACUUAUAAAGCACUGUCUGUGUACAUUGGAGAAUCAUGUAUUCUCCAACAUCAGAACUUUCUUUUCCUCACAAGAACUCAUAGGCCGCCUUCUGCUUCCUAUUGACCCACUGAUUAGAAGAUCAAAUAAUCUACAGCAAAUGUCUGUGUUGAAAAUUGUACUUGCGCCCGUUUGGCAUACACUAAAAGCUUCUACUUCACUGGUUUCGCCCGAAGAAGGUAAGAGUUGGGGGGGGAGAGGAGGAGGCUCAUAUUGGUCCAGUGACGAUGUGUUACCGUUGACGAAGAUAGGCUGGACGUUGAUUGGCUCAUCUUUGUCUUCUCGCCACCGUCUAAAGUCAGAGUUCAAAAGAAAUCGAGACUGGACGAUAUUGGCUACAACUCAACACACAUAAACUCAUCGGCGGUCUUACACCAACUCUAGAGCGGGGUACAUUCCUUCCAAACCCUCGGAAGUCUGUAUCCAAGCGGAGGUUAAAUGAAACGCGAGCGUUCGAAAUUAUCGUCCGCUGGGGGCUCGAAGGCCUAAUGUUAAGUGGAUACAUUGCUUCAAAUCACACAACAAUUGUGCGUUUGCUUAACUCUUCUAAAGACUUGAGUGUUUUUUUCCAGGUCAUCUACCAUGUGCUUGUGCAUGUCAUCUUCAAGCCCUCCGCGAAGUAUCAGGACAGCUACCGGUAUCUGUGCACAAAAAUGGCAAUCGUGCAGAAACCCAAAAACAAACUACCUCCGAAGUAAGCACUUGAACUCGUAAAUGCCUCAUGAUUAGUUCAAAACAUUUUUAAAGGUUCUUUGUCCCCUUCUCUCUCUCUCUCUCUCUCUCUCUCUCUCUCUCUCUCUCUCUCUCCCUCUCUGAACUCAACCACAAUAGCCACGUCUCUCCUGUUUACGUUAUAGUAGGAUACGUGGUUGUUGGUAGCUCGAAAAUUUGCGAGUACUACUCUAUACUACUACUACUACUACUACUACUACUACUACUACUACUACUACUACUACUACUACUACUACUACUGCUGCUGCUACUACUACUAUUACUGCUGCUACUACUACUACUACUACUACUACUACUACUACUACUACUACUACUACUAACUACUACUACUACUACUACUACUACUACUACUACUACUUCUGAACGAGACUUAUCUCCGCUUGGAGUCUGCCCGAAAUAGCCAAAACAGCAGUAUUACGACGGAAGUAGACAUUCAGAUGCGGAGAUUUGCAUCCAAGGGAUUAACUCGGAGAGAUGAAAACUAGAAAGAAGAUGGAAAAGAUGAUGAUGACGAUGGUGGUGGUGGUGGUGGCGGCGGCGAGGAAGGGGAUAGGGAGGAGAAAGGUGCAUUUACCCAAUGUCUGAAAACUUAGCUCUUUAUCAGGGAAAUAAGUAUUUGUCUACCUAAACCGAACCCGUCUUAUCUCUCUACCUAUACAGUCUUUGAUUCGAAAGUUAAUUGACGUUUCAAGUCUGACCCUAAAAAGUAAUAUCCCGGACACUUGAUUCCAUGUCCUGCGCUUAAUAACAUCUGGAGUUCACAGAAACCAGAAACCGCAUAGACGGCGCCGGGUGACCCACUAUAGAGCCGAACCCAUCAUGUAGCAGCAUGAAUAUAGGCAAAACACGUGUCUGGACCUCUAGCUAGUACCCUUUGCGGGAGUACGGUAUAACCAUCUGUUGGUUGGGCUCGAGAGAGAGAGCCCGUAAGGCACAACGGGACGAGUGAGUUCCGUACAAAAGAUCGGUGAGCGUCCCUCAACCAUUGUACAUUCCCGACCGAAGCCGACAGGACAACGAACCCGUGGCUCAGUGGUUAGAGGCGUUGGACUUCUAACUAACAGGUCGCUGGAUCGAGCCCCAGAUGUUCAACACCUCUGGAUUGGGUAUGACUGGCUGACGACAGCUGAUAAGUCAGAAAUGGCCAUUCUAGUCUCGCUUGUUUUAGUCGGUAAUGCCAUUCUGCCUAUAUAUCAUGCUUUGCUGUGCGUCUGCGGGUUGGGCUCGAGAGAGUGCCCUAAGGCCCAAGGGGACGAGUGAGUUUUGUAAAAACGAUUGGUAAACGCCCCUCUACCAUUAUACAGAUAAAUAUUCAUCGAGGAACAGGCAAAAAACCCUCGUGGACGUCUCCCCUCUCUGUGCUCUACCAAUGUUUUUCUUCUUUACUCGGUGCGUGACCGAUCUCAUGAAAUGUUAGCCGAGAUCCCAAAAUGCGUUUCCGAUUAGGAAAGAUUACUUAGGUGGGGUUCUAAUACAUAUUAUUUUGCGGCAAAAUCCUAUAAUAUUUCGGACUCGGCAGGAUGUCAGCUUUUGACUGCACCUCUUUUCCAUUUCCUGGAGAAACGGUACUUAAGUGGCAUGCAUUUUCACAUCGAUUUUCGAUUGUCUUAUAAAUUUAAAUAUACUUUAUAAAAAACAUGAAAAAAACUACACUUUUUUCACUCAUUCGAUAGAGAAUUACGUUAUCUUCAUAUUUUGUACUUAAAGAAGGAUUAUUAUAAGGUUUCAAAAAGUUUUUAAUUAUGAGGUUUUUUAAGACCGUGCAAUGUCCAUUCUUACGGCAUCGUACAUCUCUGUUUACAAGUGCCCCUCAUGAAAUGCACAACAUAGUCCGCAUCCAUUGCAAAAUGUUAUGAACUCUAUAUUGUAUCAUUUUAAAGUCAUAGAAGAACAUAUGAUUUUCCUUACGCGGAACGCUUGCACCUUGCAGAUUGUGAUCACUAAGCGAUAAUGCAGCGGCUGAUCAAGCUCCAAAUAAUUCUGGAAUUAGAAAACUUUCUUAAAACCUAAUUAUAUUCCUUCUUUGAGUUUAAAAUAUGAAAACGACGUAAUUCUCUAUCGAACGAGUGGACAAAGCGUAUUUUGGUUCAUGUUUUUUUAUAAAAUAUAUUUGAAUUUAUAAAACAAUAGAAAAUCUAUGUGAAAAAUGCGUGCUGCUUAAGUAGACAUUUUUUGCCGAGCAGCGUUUUUCCAGGAAACGGAAAAGAGAUGCAUUCAAAAGCUGACAUCCUGCCGAGUCUGAAAUAUUAAAGGAUUAUGCCUCAAUAUAAUAUGUACUAGAACCCCACCUAGGUAAUCCUAGGAAACGUAAUAGGAAACAUAUUUUGGGAUUUCGGCUAACUUUUCAUGAGAUCGGUCACUUACUGUACAUAUUUCGGCCUCAGUGAGCAGGCGUUUGACGUUGCCUAGGGCCUGGCGCGGCCGUCAGUGCAGUUUUGGCCACUGGGUGACCUUAACCGGGUCAUUCACCGUGCACAAUUCAACACUCGCAUUCGGUCUUACACACCACCCACUUAGUGUGAAAGUGUUGAUGCUUUUGUAGCCUUAACAGAGACUGCAAUGUUUAUGUGUGUCCUAUCGCCGUGGCGUAUGGCACCAGCGUCACCGGUUGCCGAAUUGGUUGAACCGCCCAUCGAUCUCCGGGUUGUGCCUGUUUUUUUUAAUUUGAAUACUUACUAAAACCAGCCCGGACAGGUAAUCGCUGUGGUCUGCGGUUUGAAACACGCAUAUAUUGGAGCUUGUUAAGACGCGCGUCGUUUUUAUUUCGCUUCAAAUCACCACCCUGUGGCUUGGAGUUGUUCCUCCCGUGUGAGUUUCAGCGUCGUACGUUAUCUCUCCUGGUGCGUAGUUGCUAUCCGGAGUUACCUGUCUGACUUUCAUCAGUGUUACAGACCUCAAAUGGCUACAGACUAAGAGUCUAUUUUUGCGGAUGCCUUUAAAUUGGUCCAUCUCUCAUGUUAUCACUUUUCCCGGCUUCCACUCCGAGGGUAGAUGGUACUUUGAGCGUUUUUUCCCGGUUUAGAAGCCAACGGUAUUUCUUCUCGUGAGAUUUCCUCUUCUCUCAGUAGUUCGUGCCCAAUGUCCUGACGGCCUGAUGUUCCAAGAGCCUCGAGAGGCAGCCAGCUCAGAGCCAUUUGGCGGUCGCUCGGACCAUCUGCUUGCGAUGCGUCCCACAGGGGAACGGAAGGUGGUUACAAGAAUUUCCCUCCUCAGGGUGACCUUGCAGGCCAAAGUUAGCCAUUUAACUUCGUCCGAGUUAAGCCAAGGCCUGAUUUUGGUAGUGUUAACUCACGUACGUACUCGCAUCGUCUUCGCGAUGUUUUUUUGGACUACUGCAGCGUCAUUUACGUCAAUCUUAUCCCGUCUGCUAAGCACGCUCGCGCGCUCUCAAGAGAGCGCGGAGAAUACCAACCGAUCAGGAGCUGGUGACUGGUGGCCCCUUCUUUGUCAGGACCCCGCACCAGGGCUGGUCUGUAAUGGUACUUUUUACUUGCCGGAGACAAGAUCGCUGAGACAAGAGCUCUAUUCGACUGACGUCUCGGAUUCCUGCUCUAACCCAUCAUCAGAGACGAAAGCAGAUACGGGUGGUUCAUGCACAAGGGGCUGCAGUAUUUGCAGAAUGCAGUCUGGAGUCGUUUAUCGGAUCUGGUGCAGUUGUGGACAAGGCAACAACGUCGGAGAAACCGGAAGACAGCUCCGAACGCGGAUGGCCGAACAUGCUGCAGCAGUGCAGAGAAAUGACGCCAGCCCUCAAGUUGUGGUUCAUUCUACGAGAUCCGUUCACACAUUCAGAUUCGACAAGGCCGAAAUUCUCGCUAGGGGUGACAACCGCGUGGGCCGAGAGCUGCUUGAGUCAUGGUUCACUGGCCCCCAGUCUAUCAACAGGUGCAAUGACCUCCCCCUUCCAUACUCAGUGCUGCGACUUCCCCUAAGCGGAGUAAUUAGCCAGGCGGGAAGCGCACAGGUGAACACUGUUCCGAACGUCGGGGUCAGUGCGUCAGACGGUCGAGUAAUCAUCUUACCAACAUCUAAAACACGUGAUGUAAUUGCAGCAAUUAACGACGCGAAUGUCGGCCAUCGAACAAUUAGCACACCAAGUACAACGAUCCCGGAUGAAGGGGGGGGGGGCCGUGAAUAUUCAUAGGUAUGCGGUAGCAUGGCGACUGCAUCCUGCAAAUACUGCAGCCCCUUGUGCAUGAACUUCUCCGCAUCUGCUUUUUUGUCUCUGAUGAUGGGUUCGAGCAGGAAUCCGAAACGUCAGACGAAUAAAGCUCCUGUCCCAGCGAUCGUGUCUCCUUCUUCACGUUCGCUUCUACAGGCUGUGAGUGUUAUGUGCCACACAACUCACCCCUUAACCUGCCAUCUUCCCCCCCCCUUCCCUCAAGGUCGCACCUCAUUGUCUGGAUGCUCUUCAACAUCGCCUCCGCUGCAGUCUUCAUGCUGGUCGCCUGCUUCGCCUGGUGCAGCUUCUUUGUGCACACAGUAAUGCUCCUGAUUGUCUUCUUCGACAUGACCUGGAACGCAGCCUGCUACUACAUCGACUACUUUGCCACUCUGGCGCUGAGAAAGGCCAUCGCUGAGGGCACCAUACCGGAUCCGAAGGCAAAGACCGGCGACGCCGAUCAUGCCGCGGCUGGCAAGACUGCUAACGACGCCGACGACGACGACGAGUCCGAAGACGAACUUGACGGCGACGAGGUCGAGAUCGGGGAUCAGGGCUCCGUGGAGUACGACAUUGAGGAGAGCGGUGACGAGUAUUGA